Molecule: messenger RNA, 2312 nt
Organism: Portunus trituberculatus (swimming crab)
Lineage: Eukaryota; Metazoa; Arthropoda; Malacostraca; Decapoda; Portunidae
Product: ribonuclease H1-like
Exons: 6
Coding region: 74-1105 (343 amino acids)
Biological process (GO): DNA replication, removal of RNA primer
Molecular function (GO): RNA-DNA hybrid ribonuclease activity; magnesium ion binding; nucleic acid binding
Source: RefSeq, a predicted model, not a curated record
GGUUGAGGCCGUGGAGUGGGGGACAACCAGCGGGAAGUGAGAGGGUGGCUAGAGAACAGCUGAGUGAAAGCCAAUGACUCGGCCGUCCCUCAGUCGAGUCUUUGCCGCCCUCCAGCUUGGUAUAGCCCGCAAGAAAAUGCCUUUUUACGCCGUUGCCAGGGGAAACAAACCCGGAAUUUACCAAACCUGGGCUGAAUGUCAGGAAAGCAUCAAUGGCUACGCUCGUGCUCGCUACAAGAAAUUCGCCACAGAAGCUGAAGCAAAGGAGUUUGUGCAGGAGAAUUCCCUCACCUGCCCUACAGUGGACCGGCGGGAGACAUCCAAGAAGGCUGAGGACAAUGGAGCUCCACCCUCCAGCCGCACCCAUAAUGAAGGCAGCUUGAGCCCCACCCUGCUGGAGAUGAAGACCUCCAUGAAGUGCCUACAGAAGGACCUAUCAGAGCUGAGGACACGCUUUGAGUCUUAUAUUCAAGACCGCAGUGGCACUGCCCGUUCUAAGCCUCUCCCUCCCUCCUCAGCUCCAGUGCAGAAGAGGAAGCAUGAAAGUGAGUCGGAGGAGGAGGGGGAUGAGGACCGGCCAUCAAGCUCCAAGAAGCUGAAUGCCGAGGGUAAAGAAGGAGACAAGACCAAGUUUAAGGUGGACAGUGAUGGCUUCCUCAUCGUAUACACGGACGGGUCAUGUUGGAUGAAUGGCAAGCAAGGCGCCAAGGCAGGCAUGGGUGUCUUCUUUGGCCAGGACCAUCCCUUGAAUGUAGCUGAGCCAAUAAAGGGACGACCCACCAACAACAAUGCGGAGAUUCAGGCAGCCACAUGUGCUCUGGAGUUGGCAAAAUCAGCAGGCUUUUCCAAGGUUGCUGUGCACACUGACUCCCAGUUUAUGAUUGAUUGUGCCUCCUCCUGGAUGAAGAACUGGAAAAAGAAGGGCUGGGUGAAGUCUGAUGGUCAGCCAGUGAAGAACAAGGAGGAACUAAUGGUUUUGGACUCUGCAAUGGAUGAUUUGGCUGUGAAGUGGGUCCAUGUGAAGGCUCAUGCAGGACACGAGGGCAAUGAGGAGGCAGACAAGCUGGCUCGGCAAGGAGGGAAACAGUACAAAAGUGAAGCCUGAGCCAGACAUCUACAGAGGUUGCACUAAUGUUUUGUGAAAAUGUGUGCCUUUAGUUGUGUGUCUGUGAGCAGUUCAGGAUUCUCUUACGGGGUGUAUGACUUAACCAUAAAGUAUAUUUUGAUAUAAUCAUGAUCAUCAAAAGUAGUCAGAGCUAGUCCACUCCCAACGUAUAACAUUUAUUUGUCUUAUGAGUUUUAGUUCAGUCUUCCUAAAUUUUCAGAUCUAUCCAACACCCAACUCUUGUAGUUACACCUUGCUGCAAAAUCUUUUUUUUGUUUUUAUGUAAAUUUUCUGUCAUGGACAUCAGUUUCAAGGAGUUUCAAGAAACAAGUGUCAGAAUAGAUGCAUAAAUAACCAGGUAGUAACCAGAUGGUACAUUUUUCAAAGGUCAAUAUGUUUUGUACUCAUUAUUUCAUAUGUGCUGGUGUAACAGCUUUAAAUGUAAUUAAGAGAUAUUUAUAUUGUUUCUUGAAGAGUUUGUUUUGUCUGAAAUACCAAAGCUUGAAGACUUGCUCUGUGACCCAGAAGGCCAUUGUGGUGUUCAGAGGUGAUGUACAUUUUAUUUUCAGCAAUGGAGUUAUGAUAUGAAUGCACAGUUUGUUAAAAGGAAGCGAAUCUCCCUAUGUUUAAUUCAAAAUUCCAUGUCAGCAUUUUUCAGCAUGAGAACCUUUCCAAUGUGAGGAAGGUUAAACCAACAGAUAUUUGUAGGUGAAAAGUGACCAUUUUUGAGAGUUUGGUUCAGGAAUAUAUAUUUAUUAUGUUGCUUCCUGGGCUGGCAUUCUCAAAUGUUUUAGCUUCUUAUUUCAUCUACUUUUAACAAACCGGUGUUAAUUGUCAUAAUGUUUAAGGAUAUGUUAAUUAUUUUAUCUGUAUACCAGAUUGGCAAUCCCAUAUGGGGUGGCUCAGACAAAAAUUGACUCACUCAUAUGUGCAUGUCAUUCACAUUUUGUCUUGCCAACCUCUGGUGGAAAGGGUUAGUUAUUGUUGUGACAGUUUUACAAAGAUUCUACAUCAUGAAGCAUUUUAGAAUGUAAGCCCUGAGAAGCAGUGAAGAAGCCAGUGGAAAACUAAACUGUAUCUGUAAGUAGUACCUGAAGCAGAAUAUUCUUUCUGUUGUGUGAAAAUGUUUGAUACAUCACUAUGCACAGAGUUUCUAUUUGGAUUAUUUGUUAAUUAUUGUGGUGCUUAAUAAAGUUUAAUAACAAGU